AUGGUCGAGUCAACGCUCAAGUCUCAGGCCUUGGCGCCAACAUCAAGUCGUGACGACAGACUCAGCACUACAACGUAUUCGAUCCCAGACGAGACAACGCAAGCUACCACAACUGACAUCUCUCGGCAUGCGUCCUUACGCUCCGACCACAACACGGUCACUCCUGGCGAGCUCGAGGCCGCACAAGAAAAGCAAAAGAAAGACAACCUAGCCCAAGCCGAAGAACAAGAAAAGCACGACCCCAAUCUGGUCACAUGGGACUCGAAGGACUCGCAAGAAAACCCACGCAACUGGUCCAACCGUCAUCGAUGGGCCGUCACCGUCCUAGUCUCGAGCUACACCUUUCUCAGCCCUUUGGCUUCCUCCAUGAUCGCGCCUGCUUUGCCACUGCUCAGCCGCGAAUUCAAUGUGCAUAGCAGCGUACAAGAGAGCUUGAUGCUUUCCACGUUCGUGCUCGCCUAUGCCUUUGGUCCUUUGGUCCUUGCACCUUUGACCGAGAUGUUUGGUCGCAGAGUCGUACUGCAGACGACCAAUCUCAUGUUCAUCGCCUUUAACCUGGGGUGUGGUGCCAGUCGGUCUUCUGCACAACUCACCGUGCUACGAUUCUUUGCUGGCCUUGGCGGUUCGGCUCCGCAGGCCGUGGGCGGUGGUACCAUCGCCGACCUGUUUGAGCCUGCGGACCGAGGCAGCGCCAUGGGCCUGUACAGCUUGGCGCCACUGCUCGGCCCCGCGAUCGGGCCCAUCAUAGGAGGCUGGAUCGUCCAAGAGCUUGACCAGUGGCGUUGGAUCUUUUGGGUCUCUUCCAUCUAUGGCGGGCUCACCGCCUUGGUCGGCUUCUUCCUGCUGCCUGAAACGUACGCGCCUCAGAUCUUGAAGAAAAAGGCACAACGUCUGCGCAAGGAGACGGGGAACCAGGAGCUGCACACCAUUUACGAACAGCAAGACCCUUCGGCGUGGCACAUUCAGCUGCGCCACAACUUGGUACGGCCGUUUGUGCUGCUGACGACGCAGCCCAUCAUCCAAGUCUUCGCGAUUUACUUCGCGAUUGUAUACGGCUGCAUGUAUAUCAUCCUCACCGUUUUCCCUCAGGUUUUUGGAGAGAUUUACAACGAGAAGCCAGGCAUCGCCUCUCUCAACUACAUCUCGCUGGCAAUUGGGUUCACGUUGGGUGGUCAGAUCGGAGGAAGAGUGGUCGACUAUUCGUAUCGCACGCUGCGAGCAAGAUCGCCCGACGGCAAAGGUCAGCCGGAGUUCAAGUUGCCGCUGCUCAUGAUCACGUCGGUGCUCUUCCCUGCUGGACUCUUGAUAUAUGGCUGGACGGCAGAGUACAAGACGCAUUGGAUCGGUCCCAACAUUGGUGCUGGAAUGUUUGCAGCUGGCGCUAUGGGCACUUUCUUGGUGUGCCAAAGCUACUUGGUCGACGUGCUGCCGCUGUACGCUGCAUCAGUGCUGGCAGGGGCCGUGUUCGUGCGUAGUUUGGGAGGCUUUGGGUUUCCUCUCUUUGCGCCGACCAUGUACGACCAUCUUGGCCAAGGAUGGGGCAACACCGUGCUGGCACUGGUGUCGGUGGUAAUUGGCUUUCCCGCGCCGUACAUUCUGUAUCGCUGGGGCCCUUGGUUACGCGCGAGGAGCAGAUACGCAGCAGGCGACGCUAAUGCUGCUCGUAUGACCUAG
Messenger RNA from Sporisorium graminicola, 1674 nucleotides. RefSeq lists its product as uncharacterized. NCBI's taxonomy places the organism in Eukaryota, Fungi, Basidiomycota, Ustilaginomycetes, Ustilaginales, Ustilaginaceae. Bases 1 to 1674 code for a protein of 557 amino acids. The record is from RefSeq and is a predicted model, not a curated record. The transcript has a single exon. Gene Ontology annotation, biological process: transmembrane transport. Gene Ontology annotation, molecular function: transmembrane transporter activity.